Messenger RNA from Canis lupus familiaris (dog), 632 nucleotides. Its product is annotated as chemokine (C-C motif) ligand 3. Gene Ontology annotation, cellular component: extracellular region. Gene Ontology annotation, molecular function: chemokine activity; CCR chemokine receptor binding. Gene Ontology annotation, biological process: lymphocyte chemotaxis; monocyte chemotaxis; inflammatory response. NCBI's taxonomy places the organism in Eukaryota, Metazoa, Chordata, Mammalia, Carnivora, Canidae. The record is from RefSeq and is marked validated.
AGGACAUGGCUUAGACCCCAGAAGGAGGUAGCAGCCUCACGUCCCCAGUUCUAGCCCCACUUGGGCCACCUCUUGAGCUCACUUCUGUUGCCCAGCACCAUGGAGGUCUCCACGGCUGCCCUGGCUGUCCUGCUUCUCAUCGCUGCGCUCUGUUCCCAGACCUGCUCUUCCACUUUUGGUGCUGACACUCCGACCUCCUGCUGCUUCUCCUAUAUCUCCCGGCAGAUUCCUCGAAAAUUUGUGGUGGACUAUUAUGAGACCAGCAGCCAGUGCUCCAAGCCCGGUGUCAUCUUCCAAACCAAAAGAGGCCAGCAGAUCUGUGCUGACCCCGGGAAGGCCUGGGUCCAGAAGUAUAUCACCAACUUGGAGCUGAAUGCCUGAGCGACCUGGAAGCUACGAGGAAGGCGUUACAUCCAUGUACAGCUGGGGAGCAGGCACCUGAGCCAGCGUGAUGACCUUGGAAGUCCAGAGGGCACCUCUUCUAUGGGUCCCACCUCCACCCUCAUCCCAGCCAUACUUCGCAGCCCUCUUUAGCUUUCAUUUUUGUUUAUGUAUCUUAUUUAACUUUUGUAAUUUAUUUCCGUUGUUGAAUUGUGUGAUGUAAUAAAUACUUUCUCUGGCUUCUCAUAGCA